AUGAAUUCAAAUUCAUUUGAAUUGACCAAUAAGUGUCAAUAGUUAUUAACAAAUUUAGAGAGUAUUAAUCAAUAAACAGAUUAAAUGAAGUAAAUUAAUAUAAUUCAAGAAUAAUAACAAAUUGAAAAUGUUAUAUUAGAGUAAACUGACGUUAAAAUUAAGUUAAUUGAUGAUUUCAAUAAAUAGACUGACUUUUGUUAUGGAAUAGUGUUUAAUAACUCUGGGUCAAUUAUGAUAUCAAAUCAUUGUAAUGAUAUUUUAGUUUAGGAAUUUUAAAUAAGGAAGAUUGCAAUUAUAAAGUCGAUUUAAGGUGCAUUAAGAUUAAAUUAAUUGUUUAGUAUAUAGCAAAAAAAUGAAUUGUUUCAUUUCUGGGAGUUAGGAUAAAUCAGUUAUUUGUUGGAAUUAUUGUAAUAACAAAGAAUGGAAGUGGUCAAAACCAUAUAUAUCUCAUACUAAAGCGGUAUCGUGUUUAAUAUUAAAUACACAAGAAGAUUAACUUAUCUCAGGAGGAAGAGAUUAUUCAAUAAUAAUAUGGAGAGUAAAUUUUAUAAAGAAUGA
Molecule: messenger RNA, 558 nt
Organism: Paramecium tetraurelia
Lineage: Eukaryota; Ciliophora; Oligohymenophorea; Peniculida; Parameciidae
Exons: 1
Source: RefSeq, a predicted model, not a curated record